AUACACGGCCAUUGAGGGUUGGUGCCGUCAGAGACAACGGCAGGGGUGCCACGGCAGUGCACAGGCUGGGUCCUUGUCGCUAAAGCAGGGAAGACACUUCUGGGCCCACGAGACAGCUGUCCCAUGCUCUACUGAGCACGGUACCAUGUUUCUGCAACUCCUUCUGCUGCUGACUCUGCUGGGCCCUGGAAGCAGCCUCUGGCCAUGGGACACCUGGGAGGAUGGAGCCAAGGAGACCCUAGGUCUCCUACUCACCCGCGGCCGGAGACAGGUAAAUGGGAAUGAAUUUGACGAGUAUGAAUAUGAUCAUCCGUACACAGACCCUCCAGAAAAUUUGCAAAAUCACACUGAGCCCAUGUCCUCGAGACCCCAGCUUCUGGCUUCGUUGGGAACAUUUGGGCAGAGAGAUACUGCAGGGACUGCAACACCUGAGUCAGUCACUCUGGAGAUGGCCACAAGGGACUCUACUGUCCUGGAUGCAGGAGGGGCGGCCACUGGGAAUCUGAGCAUGAAACUGGCCACACAGGGAAUUUCUGUCACACUGGACCCUCUGACCAAAGAACCAGUCACUGUAAUCCUCAAAGAGGAUACAAUCACAGAGUCGGCUACAGCAGAGGCCCUGUCCAUGGGGCCAGCAGGCAUAGAAGCAGCGUCCACAGAACCCGUGUCCACAGAGGCCACACCCACAGAGCCCACGUCCACAGAGGCCACAUCCACAGAACCUGCUGUCACAGAGGCCCUGACUACAGAACCCACUUCCACGGAGGUCCUGUCCACAGAACCCACAGUCAUAGAGGCUCUGUCUGCAGAACUAACUUCCACGGCAGCCCCUUCCGUGGAGCCCACUCCCACAGGGGCCCUGCCCACAUAUCCAGUCCCUGCGAAGGCCUCGACAACACCUGCUACCAUGAGGGGCCUAACCACAGCCCCUCCUGUGCCCUCCGAUCCUCCCAGAGGCAGCACCAUGGCCGCUGGCAAUUUGCCUACUGAUUCAUCCUGGAAAAGCAACCAGACUCUUUCCCCCCAGAGCUCUUCUACCCCCGGUCCCAGAGAGGUCCUGUCGGACCACAGCUCCGUGAAGCAGUGCCUGCUGGCUAUCCUCAUCCUGGCCCUGGUGGCCACCCUCUUCCUCGUGUGCACCGUGGUGCUGGCCAUCCGCCUCUCCCGCAAGAACCACCUGUACCCCGUGCGCAACUACUCUCCCACCGAGAUGGUCUGCAUCUCGUCCCUGCUGCCCGACGGCGAGGGGCUCGCUGCCACCACCAAUGGAGUCCCGCCCAAUGCCAAGAGGCAGGGCCUGAAGGCAGAGCCUCAGAAGGACCGUGAAGGGGAUGAUCUCACCCUGCACAGCUUCCUCCCUUAGCUCCCAGCCCCUGCUUGAGCAGGACCAGCCCCCAGGCUGCCUCUGUGGCCUCUGCUUCCUCCAGGUCUGGGUUCCUUGGAGCCCCUGGGGAUGGGGAUCUUUAGGGCCAGGACCCUGGCCACCCUACACAAGACUGAGAGCAGCCAGGGUCCAGGCCCCAGAGCAGGCCUGGCAAACGGAACCUCCAGGAGAGGCUGGAGAGACCUCCUCCACCUUCCAGCCUCCCAUCUGUUGUGGGCUCCCUCCUGCGGCUGUCCUCCCCCUCCCCCAAGCCCUGCCGCACCCCCUCCCCCCCUGGCUGGGAGGCCCAAGCACCCAGGAAGAUGGGAAAAUUCCUGCCGCCACCCCCACUGCCAUUUUCUUCUGGUUGCCAUGGUCACUACAAGGAAGGGGCACUUUUGAGGGGACUGCCAGAUUCCUGAGUUCAUUUCUUAUUACUUCCCCGUUUGGGGUGUCUUUCUGGGGAACCUGGGGUGAGGGCUGGGCCUGUGGGGGCUGGGCAGGCAGAAAGCCCAAAGCCAAGGGCUUCCUUCGGAUCAACGAGCUUCCAUCUGGCCACUGAGUAACCCUGUCCUGUCCUCCCCCGCCGCCCCCUGUGGCCAGGGUUCUGCCUGUUCAUGGGAGUUUCCAGAGGCCAGCCUGGGCCUUGGAACAUCACAGACACUUAGUAAAUGUUGGUGAAGCAGAUGAUGGCUGAAUGGCUGCUUCAGGUAGUGGGUCCUGGCGCUGUUCACCCCCAGCCCCAGCCCUCGCAGGAAGCCCCCUGCAUGGGCUGUUAGGGUUACUUCUGGGGGCAACUUGGUGAAUCCUUGGGAGGCUAUUGGGGAAAAGGCGUGCUGGCCCCGGGAAUCGCUCUGUUCAACUCCCAUGACCCCGUUCCAGUCUACGGAAUUUUUGUUCCCCCUAAAGCUCAGACAAAAAGGCCCUCUCUACAUCCACGCCACCCUCUCCAGAAGCCCACCCUGACCUCUCUGUUCCACAGGAGGCUUGUCUCCCAUUGUUAAUGGCCAUGCCCCACAAGGGGAGCCUGGCUCACACAGCCUGUAAGGCCUUCCUGCAGCUGACUCGCUGCCCAUCAAGUAGAGUUUGGGGCUGGCAAACUUUUUCUUAGAGGGCCAGACCUUAGGUUGGGCAGGCCUCUGUUGCAACUUCUCAAACCAUGGCAUGGAGGCGGCCAUUGACUCUGUGUCAUAAAUGUGUUUGGUUGAAUUCUAUUGGAACUUUAUUUACAAACAGGCCACAGGCUGGGUUAGGCUCUCUAAGUUAACUGGUCCCUGACUUAAGUGUAAGGGAACCAGAGGGCCCAGUUUGCCUGGGACUUUCCCCCUUUUAGCACCAAAAGUCCUAUGUCAUGGAAUAUAAGACUUUCAGCCUCAGCAAAUCAGGACAAUUGGUGGCCUUAUUUAAGGACCAAAACCCACAUGGACCCUGAGGGUCAGAUCAGGACACCAAGGUUUAGGGGACAAGGCUGGCUCUCUCCUUGACAGUGGCUGGGUGGGAAUGGAAACUCUUGAUUUUGGCUUCCCAAUGCCUUUUGGUCAUUUUUGUAUAGGGAGAAGGAAACCACUGCCUUACACAAACAGACACACACACACACACACUUAUAGACCUUCUAGAACAUUCAUCUCAGGGGCAUUUUCUCCUCUAGAAAAAUACCUCCAGGAGCCUCUUUGGGUGUACAAAAGCCCUCUGCUCCAGGGCACAACCUGCAGAGAGAGAGUUAGUUCAGAGAGGAGGCUGCGUCUGGUGGUAUUGGUUGCAGCCCAGGGGAGAGGGGUUGUGGGAACAGGGGAGAUUGGGGAAAGGCAGCAGGGCUGUGGGGGACAGAAUCAGGGACAAGUGGAGACGUGCCUGCUUCUCACUCCCCUCUCCCCGCCCCUGACCCUCUAGAACAGGUGUGAUACACAGGGAGGUGUGUUCAGGGUGCUUUGGUGGGUCACUGUCGGGAGAGGGUAUCCGCCCUGGGCUGGGGAAGCCGCCCUGAGAAGGCUGCGUCCUAAGGGAGGAACAGGCGUUGACUUCCCCUUUGGCGCCGAUCAGAAAAGUCAGCUGGGACUUCCCUGGUGGCUCACAUCAUAAUGACUCGACGUUGUCUCUGCAGUGGUUCUGGUUCAAUCCCUGGCCUGGGAACUUCCAUAUGAUGCAGGUGUGGCCACAUUAAAAAAAAAAAAAAAAAAAAAAAAGUCAGCUGGGGGACUCCACAUCAUGGGGGUUGGGGACCCAGAGGCUGAAGGACUUGGGGGGAUAUUGCGCAGUCCCUCUGAGAUCUCUUCCGUCUGGGCAGGGAGCAGGUCUCCGCGGUCCUCUGAGGGCUCGUAGAGCAUCUGUGCUUCAGGGUGUUGGUUUCCCAUCUCUCUACUAGAAGAGGGCCACCUGUCUGCAGCACUCCCUCCAAGGUGCAGGAUUUGUAAAGCCGAGACAGUGGGUACUUGAAACAGCCACCAGGGGACGCCCACCACCAGCUCUUGGAGCCAUUGGCGGCCUGGCGCUUCCCUCUUGUCCAGGGUCCAAAGGUGACAGAGGGAUGGUUUAGCUGGAACAGAACCCCAAACCCAGUGGGGUGCUGGUGUCUAUUUAACAACUGGCUCCUCGGGUGGGUUGGGGCCAAGGCAUGAUCUGCUGUGCUUGCCAACGUCCUUGCUGUAAAUACACCCAUGGCUGAUUUUGAGCAACCAGCCAUUUAUAUGGUAGAUGAUAGAAUAACAUAAAUAACACCAACAGCAUAGAUAAUAAUAGGAUGUAGUAAAAUUCCAGGGCAGUGAUGAAUUUUAAGUAUGGAAGACCUUGGUUUUUAAUAUGAUUUAAUUUUAGGAAACAUGAAAUUCUGGAACUUUGACAGUGGGCUCUCAGAUACUGACUGAUAUAGGCCAAUGGGCCAGCUCUGGCAUCCCGGGACGGCCUGCCCUUUGCCUGGACCACCCCUUGCCCUUGAACGUCACCACGUGAAUUGCCCCAUGCAUCCACUGAGCACACAUAGCUGCUCUGUCUCCAUGGGUCCCCUCAAACGACCAUGGAAGGAGGAACUAGGAUCCUUCCCAUUUUGGGAAAGAGGAAACUGAGGCUCAGAGAAGCGAAGUCGCCUCUCCCGGCUCAUGUGAGAAGAUCCAGGAUUGGGACCCGGGUCUGAAGCAGAAAUCCACGUGUUCUAACCACAAUGUCACAUUGUCCUUGAGAUCACGGUGGGGUUCUGGGGAAUCCCAUGCCCCAGAUUCCCGUCCCGGAUGACCUGUCCCGGCAUCUGGCCGUCCCCCUAGUCAGUCACCCUUUGCGGCUCCUGGUUGCUGAGGGUAGGCCCUGGAACUUGGGAGGGUGACCUAGUCAAGCCCGGCUCCUUCCUUGUAGAGAGCAGGACACAGGGGAGCUGGGACCGAGAGAGAUGGCUGGGACCGAGGAGCUGGCAUGACUGGGCAGUCAGUACGUGCCCAGCCCCAUGCCAAAUACUUCAUCUGCCUGCUCUCAUUCAGACUUCACAACUGUGACAUGGGAACCACUAUGAUCCCAUUUUACUGCUGGGGAAACUGAGGUUCAGAGAGCUGGACUGCUGCCUCUAGCAGGUCACACUGCUAAGACACCAGACUCUGCUGACUUCAGCCCUGGCAGCAGGGAAGGAAGGAGGGUAGACAGGAAGUGGGGGCAGGAGGUGGCUGGCUAAGUUUCCUCCAGUCCCCUGUGGGUGGGGGGACUUUUUAGAGGGGGGCUGCCAGCCCUGUGGGUGGUUCAUCCAGCAGCUGAUCUGGACAGAGUCUUCCCAAACCCUCUCUCCAUCUCCCACCCCCAUCUACCACUCAGCCAAGCCACAAAACUCAGGCGUGGUGCUAGAUCCCGGGAAUCACAUGGGCAGGAGAGGCCUGGCGUUACCCUUGGGGCUCAUGGUCUAAAGGGAGAGAUUGAGCCACAUUACCGUUGUAGCUCAGCGGUAAUGAACCCGACUAGUAUCCACAAGAACAUGGGUUCGAUCCCUGGCCUCACUCAGUGGGUUAAGGAUCUGGUGUUGCC
Messenger RNA from Sus scrofa (pig), 5359 nucleotides. RefSeq names its product selectin P ligand (gene SELPLG). Gene Ontology annotation, biological process: leukocyte tethering or rolling. Gene Ontology annotation, cellular component: plasma membrane. The record is from RefSeq and is marked validated. Lineage: Eukaryota; Metazoa; Chordata; Mammalia; Artiodactyla; Suidae.